AUGGGCGACGCGUCAAGGGCAGACGUCACAGGUCGCCGGGCGGUCUGGUUGGUCGGUCAAUUCCUGUGGUGCGUAUCUCACAUUCUGCCGCUGGCUCAGCCACGUCUAGCUCAACCGAGUCAACCCCACGCCUGCAUAGAAGCAGCCCAACUCUGUGGCCGGCAUGGGCACGAUGCGUCGGAUGCCCACCCCCAUGUUCGUGGCCGCGAUGUCCCCAUGGCCCAUGCCGGUGCACCUUGCACUCGGAGGGACGAUACGCGGGGGCCCAUUGGCGAUAGCUUCAACGCCGGUGCCUGGGUAGUAUUGGUUUUGUCGGCGCUUUGCUCGGCAGUGAUCCUCGUCAUGGUUUAUUAA
This is a messenger RNA of Ilyonectria robusta, 354 nucleotides long. RefSeq lists its product as uncharacterized. The record is from RefSeq and is a predicted model, not a curated record. The transcript has a single exon. The coding region runs from base 1 to 354 and encodes 117 amino acids. NCBI's taxonomy places the organism in Eukaryota, Fungi, Ascomycota, Sordariomycetes, Hypocreales, Nectriaceae.